This is a messenger RNA of Gadus macrocephalus (Pacific cod), 2887 nucleotides long. It is a transcript of the gene bbox1, whose product is annotated as butyrobetaine (gamma), 2-oxoglutarate dioxygenase (gamma-butyrobetaine hydroxylase) 1. The record is from RefSeq and is a predicted model, not a curated record. Gene Ontology annotation, biological process: carnitine biosynthetic process. Bases 215 to 1651 code for a protein of 478 amino acids. Lineage: Eukaryota; Metazoa; Chordata; Actinopteri; Gadiformes; Gadidae. Gene Ontology annotation, cellular component: mitochondrion. Gene Ontology annotation, molecular function: iron ion binding; gamma-butyrobetaine dioxygenase activity. The transcript has 9 exons.
UACAGUCUACAGUCUGUCACUACGUGGUGUCACGGCGCGUAUCGCCCCCGCAACCUUUCACCUACUUCCCGCCGGUCGCUCUGGAUCGGCGUCAUAUUAUCGGGUGGACAGAAUAUUAAAGGUAACCUCUGAUGUUUGAUGUUGCUGACUGCUUGAGAAGACCUCAGAUAGGCCAACCAGACACAUUUGAAAGCCUACCUCCAGAGGAGCCACAAUGUCCCUGAGCACACUGGCCCGGUACGGCCUGUCAGGACGGGGGCUGCUGGGGGCCGCCGCCGCCGCCCGGCCCCUGGGGGCCCCCCCCGCCCGGCCCCUGGGGGCCCCCCCCGCCCGGCCCCUGGGGGCCCCCCCCGCCCGGCCCCUUGGCUCACUGAGCUGCCGCAGAAGGCCGGGGCAGUGGCCCGCCCGGACCGGGCCGCGCCCCACCGCACUGCCGUCCCGCGGGCACCAGACGGCCCGGGCCGCCCCCCUCCCCGGGGCGAGCUGCCAGGUGUCGGCGCUGGGCGCCCGGGACGAGGAGAGGCUGCUGGAGGUGGUGUGGGGGGACGGCGAGCGCAGCCUCUACCCCUACACCUGGCUCAGAGACAACUGCCAGUGUCCGGCCUGCACCCUGCAGUCGGCCCGGGCCCGCAGCCUGCUGUUCUCCCAGCUGGACGUCCACACCGGGCUGCAGGAUGUGCAGCUCGCUGGAGACAACCAGGUGUCCAUCUUGUGGCCCGACCACCACGUCAGUCGCUUUGAGCUGCAGUGGUUGAGGAGACGCUGCUUCUCUCCGGCUGCCAGGCAGGCGAUGCAAGAAGAGCUCUUCAUCAACGAGCGGAGCCACUGGGACUCGGAGCUCCUGAUCCCCAGCGCCAGCUUUGAGGAGGUCCUGACGGACGAUAAGGCGGCCCUGGACUGGCUGCUGGCGCUUCGGCGCGUGGGCGUGGUCUACCUGCGGGGGGCGCCGUCGGAAAGAGGCCAGGUGGCCCGACUGAGCGAGCGGAUUGGAUUUCUGAGGCUGACGUUCUACGGCCCAACUUGGCAGGUCCAGGACAAGGCGAUGGCGGUCAACGUAGCCUACACAGCGGGUGACCUCAGCCUCCACACAGACUACCCUGCGCUGCACCAUCCGCCUGGAGUCCAGUUCCUGCACUGCAUCCAGCAGGCGGAGCUGGGGGGCGAGAGCCAGGUGGUGGACGGCUUCCACAUGGCCGAGGUCCUACGGAGAGAAGACCCGCAGGCCUUCCGGACCCUCAGCUCACUCAGGGUGGACUUCUCUGACAUGGGAGAGGACUACUGCGACUUCAGGGUGCAUUCCAAGAACCACAUCAUCGACGUGGACUGUGAGGGUCAGGUCUCCAGGAUCAACUACAACAACGCCACCAGAGACUCUGUGCUGGACCUGCCCCUGGAUCAGGUCCAGGAGUUCUACAGAGCGCUGAAGGCCUAUGUGGACAUCAUGAACCGCCCAACCAACGUGGUGACAUACCGCAUGGAGCCAGGCGACAUCGUGACCUUUGACAACUGGCGGCUGCUCCACGGGCGUCAGAGCUACACCAGCUCCAGCGGGAAGCGGCGCCACCUGGAGGGGGCGUACCUGGACUGGGACGAGGUCAUGUCCCGCCUUCGGAUCCUCCGCCAUGCCGUCGGCCGCGAGGACCGGCACUGAGCCUCCAGCCUCUAGCUAGCAGAGCCUCCAGCCUCCAGCUAGCAGAGCCUCCAGCUAGCAGAGCCUCCAGCCUCCAGCUAGCAGAGCCUCCAGCUAGCAGAGCCUCCAGCCUCCAGCUAGCAGAGCAUCCAGCUGAAAGAAGCAUCGAACUAGCAGAGCAUCGAGCUAGCAUAGCCUCGAGUUAGCAGAGCAUUGCGCUAGCAGAGCUAGGAGAUCGACCGGACACCUGAGGUAAACAUCGCAAUCACAAAUAACGACACAGGAGCAUGCUGAAUACCAAGUGAAUACCAAACGAAUACCACAGGAAUACCCCAUUAAGACCUAAUGAAUACCAUACAUACCAUGUGUAUGGAAUAAAACCUGCCUUAGAUUUAUAAAGUAACAAUUGUAUCUUAUCUAAAUAAAUUUAGAAACUACAAAAAGGUAAAUUUUUGUCAGGGGAAAGGCCAGAAAGGCAACAAGCAACACAGAUCUAUAUUUUUUCAUUCUAAGUUUUAGAUUUAAGAGGUGUGGCAAUAUAGUUUGAGUGGUGAUUUUUCUAAAUUUAAAUUAUUUUUCUAGGUGUUCACACCCCAUGGCAAGUGUAUUCUAAAUGCCUUGUAUAUUUUCUAAUGAAGUUAAAAAAAAGUAUUUAAGUGUUAAAGGCACCCAGUGCAACUUUAUGUAAACAUUCAAUGAAAAAUAAACAUUCAAUAUCUAGUCUUUUUUACACAUAGUAAGUUUCAAUAACUCCAUACCAUUACAUAUCGACAUUCAAGGAGCAAAGAUGAGACGUCGUUGUGUGGUGAGAACUGAUAGAAAAUCGUAAACAACAACAAUCGCCGGUGGGGAGAAGCCAUUUUUCCAUUGACUGGAAGCCUGCUUUAUUUAUUGUAGGUUACAAAAAAUAAAGAAAAUGGCGGCAUUGUUGUUGUUAUCGAUUUUGUAUCAGUUCUCACCACACAACGACGUCUCAUCUUUGCUGCUUAAAUGUCGGUAUGUAAUGGUAUGGAGUUAUUGAAACUUACUACGUGUAAAAAAGACUAGAAAUUGAAUGUUUAUUUUUAAGCCUCGAAAGUUGCACUGGGUGCCUUUAAGAUUUUGACUCAAAAGUUACAAUUUCUUCGUAGAUAAAUGUAGAGAUGAAUACAAAAGUAAUACAAUGUAAAGUGAACUUUCAUUUAUUAACAAUGGCGUCAAGUAUGUAUGUAUGAUGAGAUGCAUGUAAAACAAUAAAACAUCCCAUUUGGAAUGAGA